This is a messenger RNA of Sugiyamaella lignohabitans, 1098 nucleotides long. RefSeq lists its product as uncharacterized. The coding region runs from base 1 to 1098 and encodes 365 amino acids. The record is from RefSeq and is a predicted model, not a curated record. The transcript has a single exon. Lineage: Eukaryota; Fungi; Ascomycota; Dipodascomycetes; Dipodascales; Trichomonascaceae. Gene Ontology annotation, molecular function: nucleotide binding.
AUGACUGUCGAGGAUAGAACAAUUAAGAUAGCCGUUAUUGGCGGUGGAAUAGUUGGAACUAGACAUGCCAAGCUGAUUUCCCAGCACCCCAAUGUCGAACUAUCUGGCCUAGUAGAGCCCUCGCCAACUGGAAUAAGAGUGGCGGCUGGAUUACACACAAAGCAUUAUUUUUCUUUAGCUGAAUUGUUUGAAUCAGGCAUUCCAGAUGCUGCCAUAGUUGCUUCGCCGACCCAAGUCACAGACUCUAUAGCUCGAAAGCUAAUAGCACAGGGUGUUCACAUGCUAGUAGAAAAUACCUUGAGUACAAAAGUAAAGUCAGCUGAAGAGAUUGCAAAUGUGGCCGAUAAAAAAGGAGUAUCGCUAUUAAUGGGACAUCAUCGCCGAUUUCAUCCCUCUAUUGUAGCAGCUAAGAAGGCAAUUGAUAGUGGUGAGCUCGGAAUAAUUACGGCAAUUUCUGGUUCGUGGACGUUGCGGAAACCAAUGGAUUAUCUCGACUCUGUGUUUCCAUCUGAGGAUUGGGAAAAUGAUAAAAGACUAUCUAGACAAUUAUACCUGAACUUGGUUCACGAUAUUGAUAUUCUACAGUAUUUAAUUGGACCUAUAGUCAGGGUUUACGCCCAAAAAUUCCCAUCAAUUAAUGCAUUUGGAGCACAAUCGGGUUCUGCCCAGCAGGCAUCAGUCACAUUAUUAUUCAACUGUGGCGCAAUUGGCACAUUCAUGCUUUCUGAUUUCGAUUCGAGUCGUGAUAGUAGCACUUUUGGGUCUAGUCAUCUAGCAGCACACUCUCCUCAGUUACCAUCUACAGAAGAAGCUUCGAGUGCUUACUAUAUAUUUGGAACCACUGCGUCACUUAGCAUCCCUGAAAUGGCUCGAUACUCAUUUGAAGAUUCUGGAAUUGGCUGGACAAGCAAAAUGAAAGUAGACACUUUGCUUGUUGAAAGCGGACUGUCUUACGACUUACAACUAGACCACUUUAUCAAUGUUCUUAGAGGACAAGAAAAACCUAAUUGUAGUGGUAAAGAAAGUGUCAUGACGCUGAAAGUAGCCACUGCAGUGCAAGAGAGCCUGAAGGAUGGUGACCCAAUAGAUAUAGAAUAG